UCAAGCCUCAGAGGAACUUCACGCAGAUCAAGGCUACCCUCCCCUCCGGCAGCUACGCUACCUCCUCGCGGACUACAUGCCGUUCUCGGGUAGAGGUAGAUACUCAGCUCGAGGAGGCCUAUGCAGUAGCUUACGAGGAGUAUCUCGAGAAGAUUAAGGAGCAUGACCUUGUGAAAGAUGCCUAUGUCCAGUGGACGAGCAACCAGAUGGCGAGUUUCACUCGGUUCAUGAUGACUGGAGUGCGAGAGGAACCACUCCCAGAGCCACCUCAUCCGGGGCCGACGCCAGUGUUCCCGUCCAAGGAGGAGUUCUAUAUCAUGUACAAGCGUCAGCGUCAGUUGACCCCGGGAUUGGGAGAAUCCGGGAACGACACUCCUUGUGGUACGCCGAUGCACCCCGGUCGCCAUUCUCCUGGUGCUUCUGCCGAACCUCGGCAUGGUUCUACUUCCGGUGGCUCUCGUCGUGGUUCUACCUCCCCGAGCACCGUCGAAGUAUUCCAGCCUCGCUUCACCCAAGCGGAGCUAGAUGAGUACUCGGGUCCGCCGGGUGGUGCACCACCAUAGUUUCUACAUUGUACUAGCACAUGACACAUGCUAUAUGUGUACAAUGAUCUAUGUAGGAUGACUAUAUGUAC
This is a messenger RNA of Lolium perenne, 634 nucleotides long. Lineage: Eukaryota; Viridiplantae; Streptophyta; Magnoliopsida; Poales; Poaceae. The record is from RefSeq and is a predicted model, not a curated record.